Messenger RNA from Trichophyton rubrum CBS 118892, 988 nucleotides. RefSeq lists its product as uncharacterized. The transcript has a single exon. The coding region runs from base 518 to 907 and encodes 129 amino acids. The record is from RefSeq and is a predicted model, not a curated record. NCBI's taxonomy places the organism in Eukaryota, Fungi, Ascomycota, Eurotiomycetes, Onygenales, Arthrodermataceae.
GGCCUGGCCUGCCUGCGUCUUACCUGACGCUUACCUGACGCUUACCAGACUGUGACGCUUUCCUUUACGCUCUUUUUACGCUGCGACGGCUGGGUAUGGUACGGUACGGUCAGGUAAGGAGAAGGCUCGGAGGCAGGAAGCGAGGCAGGGAGGAUGGGAGGUUACGGUACGGUCAGGUCAGGUAAGAUACGGCAGCUUCACAUGCACCUUGGCGGGCAGCGGCGCGCAGAGCCAGCGUAAGGGGCUGUUUGUUACCGCAGGGUACAGCUGGGUUACGGCGAGUCACAGCCUGCGCCGCCUGGGGGGCGACAGGACGAGGCUUGUAAGGAAAGAGAGGGAAAACAGAAAACGGCGUACUACGGCGUUACUUCCCAUACAGUACGGGGACCAGGUACCUCUUGCGGAGUUCCUCUUGGGUGGUACAUCCCGCUUCGCUGAGACAGUGCGUACCAAAGAUACAGGCUCUUACCGAGGAUAGCAGGUUACAGGAUACAGAUAGUACGGGAGAGUUGAUGUGAUGGAUCAGGAUCAGCUGUCUUCUCGCGCUGCUUCGUACACUCUCGACCUCGCCCAUCACCAUCACAUCACGCAGCCAUGUCCGGCCUGGGUUGGCCUGCCUCGUUUCGAAACGCCGGCCCAGCCCCGAUCGCCCGCAGUAGUCAGGUCAGGCAGGCCGGGGGUCGGGGGGGUCCCUCUGGCCGCUGCCUCCUGUAACUCGUCCACCGCACUCGCACACACCACGCACACCACACACGAACACACCAUAACACACCAUACAUACCCAUACACACCUACUCUUACACCAAAUAGUACGACUCUAACCUGCUGGGCCUUGCUUCCCCUUCUUAGACUUGCCUUACCUAGCGUCCUGGUACUCCAUUAUUACAUCCAAUACCGCGCUAAAUAACAGAGUCGAUCCCGAGGUAUGGAGCAGGAAGGGUACCACCACAGGCCCUUGACCACGUAAGUCAAAAGAACGCAGGCCAGC